Messenger RNA from Aspergillus ochraceoroseus IBT 24754, 2275 nucleotides. Its product is annotated as GMC family oxidoreductase. Gene Ontology annotation, molecular function: oxidoreductase activity, acting on CH-OH group of donors; flavin adenine dinucleotide binding. The coding region runs from base 277 to 2058 and encodes 593 amino acids. NCBI's taxonomy places the organism in Eukaryota, Fungi, Ascomycota, Eurotiomycetes, Eurotiales, Aspergillaceae. The transcript is spliced from 3 exons. The record is from RefSeq and is a predicted model, not a curated record.
GGGUGACUGAGGUGAUUCAACAUGCGGGGAUGGUUCUACAAUGACUUCAUACGCAGUCUAUACUCACUCCGUGCUCACUCCAUGCUUAAUUCCUUACUCAAGACUUGAAUAUAUAUAGAGCUUCGAAUUUAGCAGGUUGGUCGAAAUGUAUUCUCCAGCACUCUCAUAGCAUCAGAAGCCUCAAAAACACAAAAACAUCCUUUUGAUUUACUUGUCAUACAUUUUACUUUGUUCUUUCAAUUUAAGACACUACAAAUAGACGCUCUUAUCAUCACAAUGGCUCAAGUUUCCAACGGGUCCCAGUACGACUUCAUCGUCGUUGGCGGUGGCACGGCCGGAAAUACCAUCGCAGGUCGCCUGGCUGAGAACCCCAAUGUGCGAGUCCUGGUCGUUGAAGCCGGUAUUGCCAAACCGUACGAAGUUGAGGACAUUACCACCCCUUCCAAAGCCUUUGGGCUUCGUGGAAGUCAGUAUGACUGGGCUUAUAAGACGACGAUGAUCAAGCGCGAGGACUACGAGCGCGUCGAGAAGCCUAAUACCCGUGGAAAGGCCCUUGGAGGUAGCUCCUGUGCGAACUACUUUACUUGGAUUCCCGGAUCCAAGGCGACCUUCGAUGAUUGGGAGGAAUUCGGUGGCCACGAGUGGAAGUGGGAUGGCUGUGUGGACUAUCUCCGCAAGUGUGCCACCUACCAUGACGACGAGAAGCUCUAUCCCGCCGAGCUGAGCAAGAUCGGGACGGGAGGUCCUUUGCAGAUCUCUCACGCCGAGUUGGUCCCCGAGAUGCAGCCUUUCCGCGAUGCGCUCACCCAAGCGUGGGUCUCCAAGGGCCAGCUCCUCAGCGAAGAUAUCUACUCCGGUGAAAUGCAUGGUCUGACCCAUUGUGUUGACACCAUCUACAAGGGCCAGCGCCAGGGAAGUUAUCUCUAUGUCAAGGACAAGCCCAACGUCACCAUUCUCUCCGGAGUCCAGUCACGCAAACUGAUUAUCGACAAAUCUACCCGCAUUUGCUCUGGAGUGGUGACCGUCAACCCGGUCACCGGCGAAGAGAUCAGUGUGUAUGCCAAGCGAGAGGUGAUUGUUUCGCAGGGGGUGUUUGAAACCCCUAAGCUGUUGAUGCUUAGCGGUAUCGGCCCUGCGAAGGAGUUGGCCAAGCAUGGCAUUGAUGUCGUGCUGGACUCUCCCCAUGUUGGCCAGCAUCUGCUGGACCACCCCAUUGUUCCGUUUGUGCUGCAGAUCCAGGAUGGAUAUGGCUUGGACGACCAUCUACUCCGCGCGGGUCCGCUGAACGAAGCUGCCGUAUCUGCCUACCGCCGUGACAAGACCGGCCCCGUUGGCUCUGGAUUGCUCGAGCUCGUGGGCUUCCCUCGCAUUGACGAGAGACUGGAGAGAUAUCCCGCCUACCGCGAAGCCAAGGCUGCGAACGGCGGCCUUGACCCCUUCGGUCCCGCUGGCCAGCCUCACUUUGAGCUCGACUUUGUGGGCAUGUUCAGCUCGGCAUUCCAAUGGCACUACCCCGUCCCUUCCCAGGGCAACUACAUGACCGUGAUCGUUGAUUUGCUGCGACCUCUGUCGGAGGGCGAGGUUACUUUGAACAGCAACAACGCCCUGGUCCAACCAAACAUCAACCUGAACUUCUUCGGCAGCGACCUGGACAUCCUGGCCAUGCGCGAGGGAGUUCGCUGGACUUACGAUGUCCUGACCAACGGUGCCGGCUUUAAGGACAUUGUUGUGGCUGAGUAUCCUUGGACCAUGCCUCUCAACUCGGACGAGGCCAUGAACAAGGCCGUCUUGGAACGCAGCCAGACCGGAUUCCACCCCUGCGGUACGGCCCGUCUCUCCAAGAGCAUCAACCAGGGCGUUGUGGACUCCAAGCUCCGCGUCCAUGGAAUUCAAAACCUGCGCAUUGCAGAUGCUUCGGUUAUCCCUGUUAUCCCCGACUGCCGUAUUCAGAACUCUGUUUAUAUGAUUGGCGAGAAGGGAGCCGAUAUUAUCAAGUCUCAACACAAGGAUCUCUACGAGGCACAGAACAUUCCCUACUUUGUUCCCAGCAAGCUGUGAUAGAAAUUUGCUUUCAUUUUUAUUGGCAUCUUUUGGAUUUUUUUUUUUGGUGAUAUGAACCAACCAUCAGCGCGAUCCCAAUGGACCCUCGCAUCAUGUCAAUUGAAUCCCGAAGCGGGAACGCCGGUUGGCGCUUGAGAAUGUUAUUUAGAAGCAGCAGCGCGUUUGAACUUUGUACUAUAUAUACUGCCUGAGAUAAUGAACUGUUUUUGAAAUG